Messenger RNA from Phlebotomus papatasi, 7910 nucleotides. Its product is annotated as extracellular serine/threonine protein CG31145. The coding region runs from base 5322 to 6827 and encodes 501 amino acids. Lineage: Eukaryota; Metazoa; Arthropoda; Insecta; Diptera; Psychodidae. Gene Ontology annotation, biological process: protein phosphorylation. The transcript has 12 exons. The record is from RefSeq and is a predicted model, not a curated record. Gene Ontology annotation, molecular function: protein serine/threonine kinase activity. Gene Ontology annotation, cellular component: Golgi apparatus.
AUCUAUUGAUCAUCAAAUUUAAGGCGACGGUGACCGCAAAAAAUAUUACACGCUUGAAUUUUAACUCAAUUGUAUUUCUGAAGAAACAUCGUGAUUAACUAAAAUUUCUAUAAUUUUUUUCAUAAUUUUUUGCUUUGGUCUUAGUCAAAUUUUAUUCUCUUUAGUUUAUCUAUCUUGUGAAGAUUUAUGUGAAUGCAUAACUUUUCAAUACUUUGCUACUGUAACGUGUUAUUGUUAACUCCUGUUUCAUUUCUCAUAAUUAAGUCACGGAUCAAAGGUUUAACCGCAAAUUUAUUUAAUGAAGUAUGAUCUUGAAAAUUGAGUACACCCACGUCCGGUUUUCCACAAAGUUUAUGUCAUUUUUGUCGUAAGUGACAAAUUAGAUAAAGUCUUGAAAACAGUCCAUAUCAACUUCUAAUUUUGCCGGUUAAUAAAAAGUUUGAUAUCAUCUUCUAAAAGUGACAGUCUUGUCCUCUGGUUACUCAUAUAUUUUUUCCGGCUAUUUAUUUCCUCGAAUUCAUAUUUCACGCACUUUUUUUAUCACCGACAAUUGAACAUAAUGAGCGAUAAAACAUAAUGUUUCCCAUACUAAAAAAUUUUGUGGUUAACAUUGGAGGAAAUUUUUGGUUAAUAAAAUACAAAAUACUCUCAAAAUUCAAUAAAAAUUAUACUCAAACAAUAACCACAAAGUUCAACUUCUCCGAAAAUUUCUUAGCACAGUUUCCUAGCAAAUCAUUUCAGUGUCUAUAUGGUUAAAUGAUAGCAACACACACGCUUAUCAAUAGCUUAUCUAAUGUUUUGCCCAUACAGCAUGAAAACCACAAAGCACACAUCUGCCUUAUGAAAUUGAGUCUCUAUCUCGAUUAGAAGCAAAAAUAUGUUAAAAGUGUGUUGAAUGGCAUAACUUGUUAGAAUUUAUAAAAUUUUACACUUCACCAAUGAAAUGCUUUAAUUGGUAGAACAAAAAAAAAUAAUUGCUGGAAUAAACCUUGAACUGGUGUGGGAUGAUUUUUUCAGCUAGUUAAUUUGACACGCUCUUGCUUUUAUAUUGACUCAACUGCAUGAUCAAAGUGUAUGAUCAGCUAAAAAAUGCUAAAACCUUUUAAUUUUUGAAUUCAAUGCGUCAUGGUGUUAUUCAGCAUCUUUGGGGUUUGCGUAUGUAUGUUUUAAUCAGGUGUCAAAUAUUCUGAGAACUAGAAGAAAUUUAUUUGUUGAAAUAGAUUCUAGAAGAUAGCUCGUUAAGGUGUCAAAACAUUUAACAAGAAGUAGCAGUGAGUUUUUUUAUUAAGAAAACCGUAAGAUUAUAUUUUUCUUCAGUUCGAUCAGAUUCUCUAAAGUAUUUCUGUGUGUUUGAAAUUUUUGUCCCAUUGAUUAAUAAAAAAAAAAACAAAAAAAAGACGAAACAUGCUAUAAAACAUUUAAAUUAUCAUUUCAUUUUUUGUGUUGUCCACAGAGCAAGAAACUGGUGUCAAAUUCCUCUCACCUUGAUGGUGACAUUCAAAAUCCUCCAUAAGAAAUUCUACCCAACGAAACGUGCCAAUGUAUGGAAGUUGCAAUGCUAUGCCAGCGUAUUGUUGAUUAUUCCAGAAACUUGAUAUUUUGCCAAGUUCACAUUUAUAGCAAUCUUAUUUCGUCUUUUGCAUUUUUGUUGCAUUUGAAGUUGCAUUCUUAAAUGAGUCGUAAAAAUUUUUUCAUGUUUUAUUGAUUUUGUAUUACUUUGGUUUUUUUACUGCUCGAAUUCUACUGGGAGAGCAGUAUACCAUUUAAGUCAUCGUUGUAAAGUAAAAGGUUAAAAAGGCUCUAAAGAGCGUAUUUAUCAACUGAAUGGGAUUAUGUUUGAAUUCGUUAAAAAGGUUUUGGAAUUUCUGACAACUCUAAAUCGAUUUUACAUUAAUUUGACAUGUCUAGUUUGGAUAUUUCUUGAAAGUUUCGUAUGUGUAGAGUCAAGUAUAUGCGGUUACACUGAACUAAAUAGAAAGUUUUGGUUAUGAAUCGUUAAAUUUUCUUUAUCCAAAUAUUCAUACUUCUAAAUUAUUUUGGAUGAUUAUUCAGGAAUUUAUAAAUUGUGGUUAUGUAUCAGUAAACUUAUAAGUAAAUUGCUUUCCCAAUGCAACGCCCUGGAAAGAUCUUUCUUAAUAGAGAUAAACGAAGCGAAUUUACUUUUGAGGUAUAGGGGUAUAGCAUUUCUCGUUCAUAUAGGCUUUCAAGUCGAAUAGGUCAUGGCUUACCCGGUUUUGAACGAUUUUAUAGGUUAGGCAACUGUGCAGAUUUUGCUGAAAGUGAUUUUUUUACCAAAUUCAUCUUGUACUUUAGUGGUGAACUUGAGAUAAUUUCCCAAUUGGUUAGUUUGAAAGCAGGAUGUAACACAGAUGUGUAAUCUAGUCCCUAACUAUAAGACCUACGUCAUGCUUGGUAGCUUGAGUCGUCCGAAGGUAGCGCACCUUCUCCUCUAUGUGGAGAUUUUUGGUUGAAAAUUAUCUUUAUUAGUGUUAUAAAUAGAAAACCGGGAAUGAUAAUACAAAUCAGUCUUAUAUAAUCCGGAAACUAUUAUAAUUACAACCAUUACAACCUAAUUUACGUAAAUUAUGUGUAAAAUAAAAUUUAGGACCAGAAAAUGGCGGAAACGGCAUAAGUGAAUCAAUGCAUCCUCUUUUAUAAAGGCUCCAAAAACAUAUUUGUGCUUUUCUCAAAAAAAUCUUUAUAAGGCACACUUAGUACCUUUAAAAUAGAUCUUUCAAGAAAAAAAGUUAUAGGAAUUAGAUCAUGAAAUAUUGAAUUCCUUGUACAAAAGUGCAAAGCAUUGGGUCACUUUUGCCAGGCACUACAAAAGUCACGAAUUCUAGCACUUCGCAAAGUUGGGAUGCUUUUACACCUCUUUCUGUUAUGUAUUUGAAUUAAACAAACAUGUAUUCUAUGUAUACGAUCAUUAACAAAUGCAUCUGAAGAUCACAAAAAUACCACAUUAGUGAGAGAUACUUUCUCUCUCAAUCGUCAUUAAAGAUUCUUCAGCACACUUGACGAUCCUCAUGCGAUCACGACGAAAUUUUCCCAUUAGCAAGUUCAUCGUCCACCAAAAGCGUAUGUACAAAGAGAUGGCCCGAGGGAAAGAUCUUCACACACGAAAAAAAAACACUUGAUUGUUUUUAUCAUGAGCUUGGCACUUUAUUUUGGUGUGUGGGUUUCAAAAAUAACACUUGAAAUUCUUUUUAAUAAUAAUUUUAAAUUCAUAAGAUAAGGCCCUUAAUAAGGCUUGAUGGACUAACGUCUCACAAUAUAGAGAUUACUUUUGAUAAUUAAUUUUUAUAACGCUUAUAUUCUAAUUAAUUCCCCAUCUGGCAUCUGUGCUAAGACGUUCGUGCCAAUUGUUAUGCGUACUUUAUACGAUCAUCGGAAAAAAUGAAGGAGGCAAGCUAAGCAAGAGUGGGAGAAUAGGUAGAUCAGCUGAAUCUUACACUAUACACACGUAUGAUCAUGGUGUAUGAUGAGACUCUAUUCUCAAAAGACGCGAAAUGUGAGACUUGGUGUUCGUUCAGUUCUUACUGAAUAUCGCCCCGAGGCGGUUCACUCUAGAAAUCGGUUUUUUUUUCAUCUCUGCGGAAAAAUAUUCGUGGCGCAAUUUAAGUUCCUCUUCACAAAAAAUUCGAAAAAAACAAGAAAAACAAGAAGCAAUAAAAUUAAAUAGCAUAGAGGAAAAUUAUCACAUUUUGGCCUUCGUGGCAAUUGUGUAGAAUUGAUUUGUAUGAUUAAUUUUCGGAAUUUAGUUGGUCAUCAAAGUUGUUUUGUUGUGUGAAAAAUUACUGAUUUGUUCAUGGAGAUUUUUCUCACCUUUUUUGUGUGCGAAACAUUUGUGAAAAACGUUUAGAAGUAAUUUGGAAAUGUAAAAUAUGCAAAGGUGACAAAAAUAGCUUGGUGUUUAUUUGUCUGAAGAGAUUGUGCAAAAAGUGUUGAGAAAAAAAAAUUGUGAUCAAAAGUGUUGGUCUUUCAUCCUUAAACUAUUUUUGAACGCGAUCCCACUCAAUCACGAGCAUCUGAUAUGGCACCACCUGAGAGGGAUGAGUACCCUCAUGAAGACGCCAGAACUGCAAAUGUAGGAUGAUAAUUAACCCAUUUAAAGUGUUUUUUUGAGUGUGAUGUUUUGACUCAAAUUUAUAUCCUUAUUGUUGCAAUAAUCUCAUUCUAAGUGAAAUUUGCUAGAGUUAAAAGGCAGAAACUAAAAGUUAAAGUCGUUAAAGUCCAUCAAAUUACAUACUAUUGCGCGCUAUUCACCAAAAGUGCUUUCACAUCGAAAAUCAUUGCAUCGCUGCAACCGCUGCAAUUGUUUAAUUUGUUUCUCAUUUAAUUGUGUUUCUUUUAUUUUCAACCAAAAAGUUUUCAAAUUCCUUCUCAAGAACUAUUUUGGCUCGUGAUUUGCCGUGCGUGCUAACAGUGAUUUGAUCCCCUAUGCAUGAAUUCUCUGAUGAGUGAUAAAAAAAAGUGAUGAAAAUGUGGUGCUGUUGAAAGAGGAAAUUCUAAAGUUGCUCUUCCUUUUGCGCGGGCAUAACCAACACAAACUUCCCAAUUAGUUCAAUUGGUCAUUGGUUGAGGCCACCUUCCGUUCCUCCUGUCCCGUGGGACAUAGUCAAGGGAAGGGAAGCAGUCCGACAUUCACAACUGAUGACAACUGCAAUGCUGCAUCAUUAUCGAGAACGAGUGACGAGUCUGCAAAAAAGACACACUCUCGACUGCAGGAAUCCAGCAAUCAGACUCUGCAUUGUCCCUCAGGAUACUUGGCAUUCUCCGCUGAACCGACAAAUUCACUUGCAUCCCCUGGAGACCAUACUCCAGCCCACCGAGACGACGCUCGCACAGAGCCUAGAAACCAAUUUACUGCAACACAUCUGGUGGUGAUUGAAGAGUCAUCAGCACCACAACCUCGCCGUCCAAAGUCAGUGGAAGUUUCAUUGCUGCUGAAUUCACCCCCAAAACCCACCCAAUCUGUUGUUGCAUCGUAUCGAGAUAUAGCAACUAGUCGCGACACUUGCAUUUGUGCUGACACAUCAGGGGGCGCAAGUAUUAAAGGGAGCCCAGCAAGUGAUUUGCCUCAAUUUAUUCACGAAUCACCGUGGAAGUUGGUAGUGCCGGAAAAAUGUGUUCGACGACGACAAGGACCGAUAACCGAUGACUUGUGUCCGUGUCGAGUGCCAAAUAGUCAAAGUGUCCCUCAAGUGACUGUUAAUAGACAUAUUUGUGAUAUUUCGUGCUUUUGUCCGCCACUUAAACCCCUUCUGGCGAAAUUAAGUGCCACAUUCGAUAGUUCCUCCAAAUUCCUUACCACUGGAAAAAUGAUGUUGCGCUCAAUGAAACUCAAGGAGCGCCUAGCUGUUGGCUUUGGCAUCUCCUUAGUGCUCUUUACGCUACUCCUGGUGGUUGACCUGCAAAUGGACCUGGGUGUAUCCAGGAAUCAUAUCGUUCCAUCCCACGCUAAAGUCAAGUACGUCCAGACUGAAGACAAAAAUGGCGUCUUUGAGGGUUUCAAGAGAAAGUUUUUGCAAAAAAGUAACUCUUCUGGCUCGAAAGAAGCUUCAACAACCAGCCACAAUCGUGGUCGCACUGACACGAGUGGUCCUGGUCAGAAAAUACCCACCCAACCACCAGUUCAUGAUAAAUUUUCCGACCUGCUCACCAUUCUGAUGGAACCCAAGCAAAUUGGUACUGUGAUAGUAAAUUCGGAGUCAGACGAGUUCAAUCCCUGUUUGGAUGAUCUCCUGGAUAUGACAAUAAGCAAGAACGCCAGCAAUUUGGAGAAGUUCCAAUUGCGGAUAUGCAAGAGGGAAUUGUACAAGAAAGAUGAUCCAAUUGUUGAAGCGGUUAUUCGCGAUAUGGCUGUAUUGCCAAUUAACCACGUUGUUCAAAAGGAGGGUGGAACUCAAAUAAAACUCAUCAUUGAAUAUCCAAAUGACAUAAAGGCUCUGUUCAAGCCAAUGAGAUUCCCACGGGAUCAACAGACUCUUCCAAAUCAUUUCUACUUCACUGACUUUGAGAGACAUACUGCAGAGAUUGCAGCAUUCCAUCUCGAUGGACUCAUGGGCUUCAGGCGGGCCAUGCCAGUUGUGGGACGAACAUUGAAUAUUACAACGGAAAUUUAUCAAGUCAGCGAUGAUGAAUUGCUUAAGACAUUUUUUGUGUCACCAUCAAAUAACUUGUGCUUCCACGGAAAGUGCUCCUACUAUUGUGACACCUCCCAUGCAAUUUGUGGCAGCCCCGACACCCUGGAAGGAUCCUUUGCUGCUUUCCUUCCCACGUACGAACAAGCAGGUCGUAAGGUCUGGCGUCAUCCAUGGCGACGAUCCUACCAUAAAAGAAGGAAAGCACAGUGGGAGACAGAUGCUGACUAUUGUUCAAUGGUGAGAGAUAUUCCACCGUAUGACCAGGGCAGACGACUCCUGGACCUAAUGGACAUGUCUGUAUUUGACUUUCUCAUGGGUAACAUGGAUCGUCAUCACUACGAAACUUUCAAAAUUUUUGGCAAUGACACAUUCCCGCUCCACUUGGACCACGGACGUGGCUUUGGGAAGCCCUUCCACGAUGAACUGACAAUUUUAGCCCCAGUUCUCCAAUGCUGCCUAAUUAGAGCCUCAACGCUUGAAACUCUCCUCAGAUUCCAUAAUGGCAAACGUCUCUCAGAGUCUAUGAGAGAUUCAAUGGCAAAGGAUCCAAUAGCUCCGGUGCUGUGGGAGCCUCAUUUAGAAGCCCUUGAUCGCCGAGUUGGAAUCAUCCUUCAGGGUAUUCGUGACUGUUUGAAAAAGAAUUCUCACGAAGAGGUGAUAGUUUCCAAUGACUUGUCAUAGCAUAGAAUUUACAAGGUUCUUUCAGCUUAGGAACUUCGCUAAUACAAAUUCCUCUUUUAUUGUCAAUAUAUUACUCAAUUGGGUUAUAAAAAAAAAGUAAAGCUCGAGAGAAAGAAAUAUUUAUUGCAGAUUGUUGUGUAAUAUAUUGGACAAAUAUUUUUACAUGGUCUGAGAAAGAUGCAAUUUUAACAAUUGUUAUUGUUAUUUCAAAAAAUGGGUGAGAAAGUAAAAGUUGACUAGCUUUAAGGGAAGACACUGAAAGUGCGAUGAUUUUAUAGUUUGUAAUUUUUGUUGUUUAACUUUGACGAAAUGAUAAUCUCAUGCGAAAUUGUCAAUUUUAUUAUUGGUGUCUAUGAAACCAUUUAGUGCCAAAUAAUUUUUUUUUUUAAUUUUGAGAAAGAAAGAUGGUUGAAUAAAUAUAUUUAAAAAAAAAACAAAUUUUUAUCGAGGAAUUUACCAAGCUUGCGUCUAUCUUCUAAAAUAAACAGUCGAAGUUUUUAUUGACGGCUUACGGAGAUAGAAAAAACUGAAUAUUGAAUGUUUUGUGAAUAUAUAUUUGUGGCAAAAAAAAAGAAAAUCAAACAAAAUUGUUAUGCCUCGUUGAAAACUUAAAAAAAGGAGUCCAAUCUAAAAAUUGGUAAUUUUUGCUAUUUGUGAUUUUUUCUCUUCAAGAACACGUUCUCUUUGUUACCAAUUUGCAAUGCAAAACGAUUUUUUUACUGUAGUUGCUAAUAUACUUAUAUUUUCUACUGUAUUAAAUUAUUAAUGUGAAAUGUAACUGAAGAGAAAAGGAAAUAACAUGAGUUACUGUGAAGAGAUAAUACCAGAUAAAAUAGAUUAUAAAAAAAUGUUUAAAAGAAAAAGAAUAUUCAUGUAGGAAUAUAUGAUAGUUUAAGAGAAAAAAAUGAUAUAAAUAAUACGCUAAUAUAAUUGUUAUAGCAACAAGCGAAUUAUUGUGAAUAUAUUGCAUUAUUGAGCAAAUAAUUUAAAUAUUAAUUAGAUAGAAGGAAUGUGUUGUAAUAUACAAUUUCAAAAUGGAGCAUAGAAACUGAUGAUAAAAUAAAUCAAAACAAUUUAUGUCAA